Molecule: messenger RNA, 625 nt
Organism: Habropoda laboriosa
Lineage: Eukaryota; Metazoa; Arthropoda; Insecta; Hymenoptera; Apidae
Exons: 3
Coding region: 122-625 (167 amino acids)
Source: RefSeq, a predicted model, not a curated record
AGGAGUAAAAGAGAGAGGAAAUAUGAAAGUAAUCAAAGAAUAAACCGUAAGAAAAAUUGGACAGUAAUUCUUGUGAGAAUUUUACGAGGGAACUGUCAUUCUUCCGCUUAAGAAACACAGGAUGCGUAUUAAACUCCUUUUCUUAACGAAUGCAUUUCUUACAUUCGCAACUGAUAUUCCAUGGGCAAACAAUUACCGAUUUUACGAAGAUGAUCAGCAAUUAACGACAUAUAGAAAAAACGAUUCUAGGCUUCCAAUAAAGAGGCAUAACGAACAAUUACAAGUGCACAAAAAUAACGAGGACAAGUUAAUAAUGAGUGAACGAAUGAAAACAAAACAGGAAGAAGACAUAGGCCCCUGGAAUUUAUCUAAAGAUACAGAUCGUAUACAGUUUCAAAUAGAAGGUCACGAAGGGCCCCAAACGUACAUUUUUGGAUUUGAUACUGGAUACGGAAAGAAUAGACAAUACAGAUUGGAAGAAAGGCAUCGCGAUGGUACUAUAAAGGGACAAUAUGGUUACUAUGAUGCAAAAGGAAAAUUAAGGAGAGUUCGAUAUGUUGCCAAACCUGUAGAAGGAUAUACAGAAAUACACCACGAAAGUAUCACACAAAAGAUAAAAAAUUAA